GGGUGGGGUUCUCUUAGGCCUCAGCUCCUGUGCAAGGGACACCACCAGCCUAGUACCACCUGAGCUGGGCAAAUCUGCCCUGGGGGACCAGUGUCCCUCAGGACGCCCCCCGAAGCCAGCCACCUCUAGUCUGGACCUCACCGAGACCCUGAGACCCAAGAGCUCCUGCCUGGCUCACCAGUGGGCCCCUGCAGUCCUGCUGGGGUGUGUCCUGGGUCCGGGGUCUGGGCCCCUUGUUGGGCAGGGCAUAUGGGUCCCAGGCCCAGGGUGGUCACACUGCACAGGGCCUGCACCAACCAUCUCUGCUCCCAUGCUUCUUCCUCCAAGAAGCCCAGGUGGGGUGGGAGCCUCUAGUCUCUCAAAUUCUUGUCUUCUGUCCCCUUCCAAGGUACUGUGUCCUUCUAAGUUCCACUCCAAGGCCAUUCCAAUCCCUGCUGGUCAGUCCCUGGGACACAUGCCCCAGUCCCUGAGAUACCUACCCCCCCAACCCUGUGGCCAAGGUGAAGCCAGGGCGUGGGCCUUGUAGCGGGAACUUGUUUUUUUGGUGCCACUGUCAGCCCCUGGGGUUCUCUUGGGCCUGACUGCAGGGACCCCAGCACCCAGAGUCACGGCAGUGGCGGGCAUGGGGAGGGCCUAGCUUGGGACCUCCCUGCUCAGCUCCACAGGCUGCGGGUCGCAGCGGGUGGAGAGAGCGGGGCCCACAGCCUUGGCCAGGAAGAGGGAGGCUGGAGGGUCUGUGCGUGCCCACGCGUGCGUGCCUCGGUCGAAUCUCGACGGGUGGCGCGUCCCUGCGUGUCCCUGCGUGUCGGGAUCCGCUCGCGCGCGCUUCCCCGGAGGCUGUGCACGUGGCCCUCCGCUCGCGCAGGAGGGCGUGGGCGUGGCCUCGGCGUGGGUGUGGCCGUCCGGGGCGGGGCCUCCCGGGGGCGGGGCCGGCCUGGUCCGCGCCGCGACGCGCCCUGCAGCCCCGCGCGAGCCCGCUGCCGAGCGCCCCGUCCCUCGCGCGCGAUGCUCCCCUGGACGGCGCUCGGCCUGGCCCUGAGCUUGCGGCUGGCGCUGGCGCGGAGCGGCGCGGAGCGCGGUCCCCCAGCAUCAGCCCCCAGAGGAGACCUGAUGUUCCUGCUGGACAGCUCUGCCAGUGUGUCUCACUACGAGUUCUCCCGGGUUCGGGAGUUUGUGGGGCAGCUGGUGGCUCCUCUGCCCCUGGACACCGGGGCCCUGCGUGCCAGCCUGGUGCAUGUGGGCAGCCGGCCGUACACCGAGUUCUCCUUCGGCCAGCACAGCUCAGGCAAGGCUGCCCAGGAUGCGGUGCUCGCCUCGGCCCAGCGCAUGGGCGACACCCACACUGGCCUGGCGCUGGCGUAUGCCAAGGAACAGCUGUUUGCUGAAGCAGCAGGUGCCCGGCCAGGGGUGCCCAAGGUGCUGGUGUGGGUGACAGAUGGCGGCUCCAGCGACCCUGUGGGGCCCCCCAUGCAGGAGCUCAAGGACCUGGGCGUCACCGUGUUCAUAGUCAGCACUGGCCGGGGCAACUUCCUGGAGCUGUCGGCCGCUGCCUCGGCCCCUGCUGAGAAGCAUCUGCACUUUGUGGACGUGGAUGACCUGCACAUCAUCCUCCAAGAGCUGAGGGGCUCCAUUCUCGACGCGAUGCGGCCGCAGCAGCUCCAUGCCACGGAGAUCACGUCCAGCGGCUUCCGCCUGGCCUGGCCACCCCUGCUGACCGCAGACGCUGGCUACUACGUGCUGGAGCUGGUGCCCAGUGCCCAGCCAGGGGCCGCGAGACGCCAGCAGCUGCCAGGGAACGCCACGGACUGGACCUGGGCCGGCCUGGACCCGGACACGGACUACGACGCGGCGCUGGUGCCCGAGUCCAACGUGCACCUCCUGAGGCCCCAGCACCUGCGAGUGCGCACGCGGCCAGGCGAGGCGGGGCCGAGGGUCGGGGGACCGGAGUCGGGGGCUGCGCCGGUCCCCACCCAGCCCGUGGCCCUCCCCGCCCCGGAGGAGGCCGGCCCGGAGCGCAUCGUCAUCUCCCACGCGCGGCCGCGCAGCCUCCGCGUCAGCUGGGCCCCGGCGCUGGGCGCGGCCGCCGCGCUCGGCUACCACGUGCAGUUCGGGCCGCUGGAGGGCGGCGCGGCGCAGCGCGUGGAGGUGCCCGCGGGCCGCAACUGCACCACGCUGCAGGGCCUGGCGCCGGGCACCGCCUACCUGGUGACCGUGACCGCCGCCUUCCGCUCGGGCCGCGAGAGCGCGCUGUCGGCCAAGGCCUGCACGCCCGACGGCCCGCGCCCGCGCCCACGCCCCGUGCCCCGCGCCCCCACGCUGGGCGCCGCGAGCCGUGAGCCGUGAGCCAGCUUGCCCGCCCCGCCGAGAGGGCCGGCGCCGACCUCAGGGCCCCUGUGUCCCGAACCCAGCGCGGAGGCGGCCAGCGUCGAGGUUUUGCCCGGGAGACGACGGGUGCAGGCCCGGCCUUUCCCCACGCGGACUCCGCGCGACCCCGGCCCUCUGUCUCCCCGCGGCCGCAGGGCUCCCUGCCUGGCGCCUGCCCUCCAGGGCUCGGGCCUCGCCCGGAGGGACCCCGCAGCAGCUCCGGCCCAUCCCCGCCCAGAGUCCAGCGUGGUGUGGACCUGUGGGUGGUGUUGAGAACAUCAGAGAUAGGACUGUCCGGGGAGGAACCCAGUCAGACUCCCACGUGUGAAGUAGGCCGUGCCCCAGGUGGCAGGGCUGGCCUGGGGGAAGGCAGCUUGGGCCCUGGGUGUUGGCAGAAAGUGGAGGGAAUCACGGCAGAAGCUGGCCCAGGUCAGGUCCCCAAAGGCUUCUGGAGAGAAGGAAGGGCAGGUAGGAGCACAGGGAUGCUGAGGGUGUGGCCAGCAUGCCCAGCCGGCCGGAGGGCAGUGCCUGCUGGGGACGGUGGCCCUGCCGUCAUUCCCAGGACGCCAGCUGGGUCCAGCUAGCAGCCACUGGGAAGCACAGGAAUGGGGCAGAGCCGGGCAUUCAGGACUGUGGGGACAGGAGGCGCCCCCCACCCCACUGGAAGCCUUCCCUGGUGUGGGGACACUUCCCAGGGCUGCAGGGAGGAUGCUGUCCAGGGAGAUGAGGUCUCACCAUUCGUGCAGGGUCCUGUGUCCUCUUUUGGCUGUGAGGGGUCAUACUCGCUGCCCUGGGGCCCGAGGGUGAAUCAUCCAGGGUGGGGGUGCCUGGCUAGGUGCAGCCCCACCCCGCCCCACCCCCAGGACCGCGGCAUCACGCAACGCUCACCUUGCCUCUUCUCCACUAACGUACCAGACUUUACAAUCCAGUAAAUCAGAUGUACACCCAGC
Cebus imitator (Panamanian white-faced capuchin) is the source of this 3314-nucleotide messenger RNA. RefSeq names its product von Willebrand factor A domain containing 1 (gene VWA1). The coding region runs from base 1006 to 2343 and encodes 445 amino acids. The transcript has 3 exons. Lineage: Eukaryota; Metazoa; Chordata; Mammalia; Primates; Cebidae. Gene Ontology annotation, molecular function: protein binding. The record is from RefSeq and is a predicted model, not a curated record.